CAGGAUGCACAGCGACAGCAGUGGUGCGGGAACUGGGAACAGAGCAGCGUUCGUCUCACGCAGUCCGCAGUGUUUCAGCCAACUUGGACGCGAACGUUUCGCUUCGGCCUGCUACGUUCCGAUCCGAUCCGAUCCUUCCUUUCGGUCGCGUACUCGUCUCCUCCGCAAUCAGCUUUCGCUCGCGUACCUUUUACAUUUCGCUUACGAUUGGCCGUGUCCGUAUCCAGCUGCCCAUCGCGUUCGUUCGCUGCAAAUCAAACGUGAAUCGCGACGACGCUUCGCGAUUCGUUGGUUCGAUCGGUUUCAUCGCGUCCAUCGAACGACAAAAAAUCUUUAACAAAAAGGAUCGAGUCGAGUCGAGUCGAAGCAGUUACCGUUUGAACGCGUACGCGUAUACGCGGCGGGGAACAACGCAACGGUUCGAAAAGUUGAUCCCGUCGAGAAAGGUAAACCGUUUGGCCGCGUUAGCCUGGUGCUCGGGCUGCGUAGAUCGCGUACCGUGCAACGAACGUGUAUCGUUCCUCCGUUGUCGAGGUUUUGCCAGUGGCACACUUGUCGCUUGGAAAGGAGAAUAGACUUUCUCCUUCUCGUCGUUCCUCGUACCACCGCCCCUGUCGCCGCUUCGUUCUUCCGCGCUCGACGACUACGAGUUGCUCAUCGAUAACGAACGAUCGACUCGAUUACGAGGAUCAACGCGAACACGAAGACGACAACGACGACGAGGAGGAGGAGGAGGAGGAGAAGAACGAUUACGAAGAACCUAAAGAAAAAAGAUUGGAAAAAGUGGUAACGCGUCGGAUAAAAUCAGAGAAAGAGAGCAGCGCGAGUGUGCGGCUGUUUCGAAGGAAGGAAGCGCGCGCUUGUUCGUUUGCGUGCAUCUCAUCUCGGCUGCAAGGAAGAAAGGAACGGUAGCGAAAAGAGUUGCACGACGCGUACAAGAGGUGAUCGAUCGAGAUGAGAGUACAUCGUGGGAUUUGCGCCAAACUACAAGGCGGUUUCCUGAGGCGAUGGUGGGCGGCGGUGGCAGUGGGAGCACUGAUGAUCAUCGUUGCCGCAAUUUUAGCAGCGAUGUUUCCGAAACUCGUCGAGGUGCUGAUGAACAGGGAAAUAGCGCUCCGAGAGGGCGGUCGCACUUUCGAAUGGUGGAGAGAACCUCCUCUCUCGCCUCAACUGAACAUCUACAUUUACAACGUAACGAACGCCGAUGAAUUUUUGAACGACGGCGAGAAACCGGUACUGAAGGAGCUCGGUCCUUACGUCUACGUGCAACAGUGGGAAAAGGUCGACGUGAAAUUCAACGAAAACGACACGGUGUCGUACAAAGUGAAGAAACAGUACGUCUUCUCGCCGGAAAAGUCGAUCGGCUCGGAGGAAGAUUUGGUCGUAGUGCCGAACGUGCCGAUGCUAUCAGCGACCAGUCAAUCGAAGCACGCGGCGCGUUUUCUCCGACUGGCGAUGGCUUCGAUAAUGGACAUUCUCAGGAUAAAGCCGUUCGUCGAGGUGUCGAUCGGUCAGUUGCUCUGGGGUUACGAGGAUCCGUUGCUCAAGUUGGCCAAGGACGUCGUACCGAAAGAGCAGAAGCUCCCUUACGACCAAUUCGGUUUGAUGUAUGGGAAAAAUUCGACGAUGCCCGAUCGGUUCACCAUCUUCACCGGUCAGAGGGACAUUUCCAAGUUUGGAAUCCUCGACAAAUGGAACGGGAAGAGCAGCCUCGGCCACUGGACUACUCCGGAAUGCGACAGCGUCGCUGGAAGCGACGGCAGCAUCUUUCCUCCUCGCAUCACUCGGCAAACGGUCCUUAAAAUCUUCGACAAGGACCUCUGCAGAGCGUUGCCUUUGGUCUUCAAGGAGGAGGUCACCACCGCAGGCGGAGUUCCAGGGUUCAGAUUCGUGCCUUCCAAGGACGCUUUCGGCUCCUCCAGCAGAGUGGAAUCGCAGCGAUGCUUCUGCCCUUCGGGGCCGCCAUGUGCUCCCGAAGGAACCUUCAACGUUUCUCUCUGUCAAUACGAGUCACCGGUCUUGCUCAGCUUUCCGCAUUUUUACCUCGCGGAUCCUUCGUUGCGGGAGGCAGUAAUCGGAGUAUCCCCACCGAUCGAGGAGAAGCAUCAGUUUUUCAUCGACGUUCAGCCGAUGAUGGGCACGGCGUUGAGGGCUAAAGCGAGGAUUCAAAUAAAUCUGGCGGUCAGCCAGGUACGGGACAUCAAGCAGGUCGCCUCGUUCCCGGACAUCGUUUUUCCCAUAUUAUGGUUCGAAGACGGCAUCGACGAGCUUCCCGACGAGAUGCGAAGUCUGAUGAAGAUGGCUGUGGACGUUCCACCGAUAGCUCGCGCGGCGGUGUCCGGAACUCUGGCAGCGAUCGGCGCGAUCGUUCUGAUCGGGGCGCUCGUGUGCUUGGCGCGCGCCGCGAAACGCCAGGAGAAACUCCAUCUGAGCAAUCCGUUACCAUCGAAUGCCAGCUCUGGGAAAACCGGACAACUGAAUCCGGCGUUUCAGAAUUCCUCGAGUUCAAAGUAGGGAGCUUUCGAGCAAAAGCGUCGGCGUCGCUCCCGAUCGCGAACGCGAAUCGAUUAGUGCGCGUUGAUCUCGAAAGGUAUUGUAAGAAACGCGAAUCUCGUGCAAUCGCUGUUUCGUUUGGAACCCGCGGUCACGACGAGAAUCGACGCGAGUUUGCGAUAAAAGGGGAAUCGGUAAACGUAAGCGAUGGAAAGGAAGGAGACUAGGCGAGAACUGGUGUUGCACGUCGCGUAACGUUAAUUCACCGUGUUCGACCGACCACCAGCCGUGUUUCUCCGGUCUCGGUAUAUUUCCAUUGUUCGAGCGUACGAUCGCGUUCAAUAUAUUUUUAUAAAUCUACCUAUACGUUGGAGAUGGGAUAUAAUUGGAAAGAGGUAAUAGGGUAGACGUUUGCGGAGAGGCUGUAACAAAUUCGAAAUCCGGUAUAGGGUUAGAGACGAUCGGGUUCCGCCGAUAGGUGCGUGGUACCGAAGAGUAACGCGCGUUACUCGUUCGCCAACAGUCGACAAAAUUGUUCCGUCCAAUGCGCGCAUAUCUACAUAUGUAUAUACGCGCAUAUUUAUAUAAAUGUGUACACGCAUACAUACAGAAAGACGAAGACAAAGCAUACACGCACACGCACACCCACGCGCAUACGUAUACAUAUAGAUAUACAUAUACAUAUACAUAUACAUAUACAUAUACAUGUACAUAAUCGAUCCUGUGCACGAGACCUGGUGCGAGCCGAGUCGUUGUCGUCGUUAUUUUCCAACUUGGACGAUAUCGACGUCGCCAGAGAUCUUAUUGUUAUUCAUUACCCGUUUGUGUAUAUGUAUCUCGUUAUAACAAAGCGUUACUACAAAUAGAUUACAGUUAGGUUUUUAGACGAAUACAAUUUUCUACGAUGGAGCACGAGAAGUUGAUGAAAUAGCCAAAUAGUUUAGAAAUCGGACGAUUUCAAACAAUUUUAUGGAAACUAAUAAAAGCGUCGAACAGA
This is a messenger RNA of Hylaeus volcanicus, 3490 nucleotides long. RefSeq names its product scavenger receptor class B member 1 (gene emp). The record is from RefSeq and is a predicted model, not a curated record. The coding region runs from base 955 to 2514 and encodes 519 amino acids. NCBI's taxonomy places the organism in Eukaryota, Metazoa, Arthropoda, Insecta, Hymenoptera, Colletidae. Gene Ontology annotation, molecular function: scavenger receptor activity. The transcript is spliced from 6 exons. Gene Ontology annotation, cellular component: membrane; lysosome; cytoplasm.